AUGGCCAUGCAAAAAGAAUUGAAUCAGUUUAAAAAGAACAACGUGUGGGAGCUAGUUCCAAGAACAGAAAAUAUUCAGGAAGAGUUUGAGAUGUCCAUGAUUGGAGAAAUCACGAAUUUUCUUGGGCUUCAAGUUAAGCAGAAUGAGAACGACAUCUUCAUACAACAAUCUAAAUACUGCACUGAUCUAUUGAAGAAGUACAAAAUGUUGGAUUGCAAAGAAGCUACAACUCAUAUAGCAACCAAAUGGUAUCUUGACCUUGAAGAGAAAGGCAAUGCUAUAGACCAGAAAAUGUACAGAGGUAUGAUCGGAUCUCAAUUGUACUUAACUUCCACUAGAUCGGAUAUCAUGCAUAAUGUCUGUCUUUGUGCUAGGUUUCAGUCUCAACCAAAGGAAUCACACUUAACUGCUAUAAAAAUAAUUUUGAAAUAUUUAAAAGGAAUCAAGAAUCUUGGACUGUGUUAUCCCAGUGGUUCAAACAUUUUUCUUAAAGGAUACAGUGAUUCUGAUUUUGGAGGCUAUAAGCUAGACAGAAAGAGAACUAGUGGUACAUGUCAUCUGUUAGGAUGUUCACUAGUAUCUUAG
This is a messenger RNA of Vigna radiata var. radiata (mung bean), 585 nucleotides long. RefSeq lists its product as uncharacterized. Lineage: Eukaryota; Viridiplantae; Streptophyta; Magnoliopsida; Fabales; Fabaceae. The transcript has 2 exons. The record is from RefSeq and is a predicted model, not a curated record. Bases 1 to 585 code for a protein of 194 amino acids.